AUGGCAGCCGUCGAUGCUGAGAAAAUGACUGCACUUAAACAACUUAAGUCGGCGGCAGAGCGGAAAGCCAAAUUUCAAGAGGAGAUUUUUCGAUUGACUGAUGACUUGGCAUCCUUGAAGGCCGAACUCAAAUCGGCUCACGGGGCUAUUUUGGCUCUUGUGUCACAGAGCCCUUGUAAAACCCUCGUAGGUCUCUGUCCGAGAACAAAGAACACGACUUCCAUCGUGCAGAUGCCGCCGCCGCUCCCAUCGCCCUUCCGCCGCCGCAUCGGAUGGCCGCCGGAUCCCCAGCAGAGUCGCACCUUCGUGGAUGCCCGGGUGAAGUGGGUCCGCGACCGCGGCCUCGACCACGCCGUCGAGAAGGAGAAGCACCUCCAGCCCUUCCACGCCCUCAAAGACCUCCUCCUCUCCUCCUCCUCCUCCCGCUCCCUCCCCCUAGACAUCAUCGCUGCCCACCGCGACGAUCUCCGCCUCCCCUUCCGCGCCAUCCGCUUCAUCCGCCUCUUCCCCUCCGCCUUCCUCGAAGAGUUCCCUCAACAGUCCUCCGCCGCUGCCCCUCCCCGGCCAGUCAUCCGCCCCACGCCGGAGCUCCUCCGCCUCCACGACGACGAGCAGCGCGCCCUCGCCGCUUGCCGCGCCGAAACCGCCGACCGCCUCCUCCGCCUUCUGAUGCUCGCCCCCGCCCGCCGUCUCCCCCUCCGCGUCGUCGACCGCCUCCGCUGGGAUCUUGGCCUCCCCCGCGACUACCCGCGUACCCUCCUCCCUGACUAUCCCGACUACUUCCAGAUCGUCCCCUCCUCCACCGCCGCCGGCGGCGGCUCUGGCGUCCUCGACCUGGAGCUCGUAUGCUACAGAAAGGACCUCGCCGUAUCGGCCAUGGAGCAGUACGCGAUGAGGAUCGGUGGGUACAAGAAGGGCAUGCCGCUCGCCUUCCCGCUCGAGUUUUCCAGGGGCUUCGAGCUGGAGAAGAAGGUGAGGAAGUGGCUGGACGAGUGGCAAAAGCUCCCUUAUAUCUCGCCCUACGAGGACGGGGCUCACCUUGCGCCAAAGAGCGAUCUUGCAGAGAAGUGGACCGUGGGAGUGCUCCAUGAGCUUCUCCACUUGCUUGUUCCAAAGAAGACUGAGAAAGAUAACUUGAUUCUGCUCGGAGAACAUCUCGGGCUGCCACUGGGAUUCAGGAAGGUGAUCACGCAUCACCCGGGCAUUUUCUAUGUAUCAAAUAAGCUCAGGACGCAGACUGUUGUCCUCCGGGAGGCGUAUAGGAGGGAUUUGUUGGUCGAGAAGCACCCGCUGAUGGGAUUGAGGUUUCAGUACAUUCAUCUCAUGCAUAAGGGCAAGGAGACUGGUAGCAAGCACAAGGACAGGAAAAGAAAAAGGAAUGCUUCUUGGAUUAUAGAUGAUUGUAAAAUUAAAGAUGAAGAGGAAGAGGGAGAGGAAGAAGAUGAAGAAUAUGACGAUGAUGAGGAAGAGGAGGAUGACGAGGAUGAGUUAUCAGCGGCUUCUGAUGUUGAUACGGAAGAAGAGGAAAGUGAUGAUCAAGAUGAGCAUAGUAUUCGCUCUGCUGGGCGAGAGAAUAAUUUUCCUCGAGGAGGAGCAUCUCGGACUGUUAGGAGUAGAAAAACUAUGAGAUCUUCUGUUUGAGCUAGUUUUGCAGCACCUUCAAUUUUGUUUAGGAGAACAGAGAGCCUGUAUUUGGCAUGAGAUUGCGUCAACUCGUAAAUUAUUCAGAAGUUAUCUUUGAAGAGAGAGGAUUUAUACAUUGUCUCACUUUGAGUUCUAGGCUUCUCUGAAACAGAGAAGAAUGGCUACUCGCUUGACAGGUAUCAUAUUUAUUUGAUAGUGUAUUAUUCCAUGUCAUCUAGCAGGCAAGACACUGUCAAAUUGAUAUCACUAUUCAUUUGUUGCAUCAAUAUGCAACAUCUCAUGCGAUGCUUCAUUGACAUAAAGUCUUUGUAUUUAUGUCCUCAUGUCUUGCCAUCCUGGAAAGUCUCAGUGGCUGUUCUCAUUGGAAAAGCUGUUUCUUGAUAUCAAGUUUUUAGUUCCUUAA
Molecule: messenger RNA, 2047 nt
Organism: Elaeis guineensis (African oil palm)
Lineage: Eukaryota; Viridiplantae; Streptophyta; Magnoliopsida; Arecales; Arecaceae
Product: protein WHAT'S THIS FACTOR 9, mitochondrial
Molecular function (GO): RNA binding
Source: RefSeq, a predicted model, not a curated record